Molecule: messenger RNA, 2244 nt
Organism: Drosophila willistoni
Lineage: Eukaryota; Metazoa; Arthropoda; Insecta; Diptera; Drosophilidae
Gene: beat-IIb
Exons: 7
Coding region: 842-2236 (464 amino acids)
Source: RefSeq, a predicted model, not a curated record
GUGAAGCAGUAGCUAUUCUGGCCAAAUAAAUGCCGGCUAUACAAGUGACACGUUACCUAAGAAGCCGGCAAUUUCUUAAAUAACAGUAAAGCGCGAUAUUUAAAAAAAAAAAACAACAAAAAAAACCCACGAAUACGAAAACUUAGAUGAAGGAUGAAAAGGAGUUUCCUUGAAAGCAUUGCCUACUUUAUGGGCUCCCCCCAGCUCAGGUCGUUAAAAACGAAGUAAAAGAAAAUUUGUGCAGCAGCAGCAAUUAGAGGCAAAUAGUAAAAAAUCCCCCAAUAAAUGUCAAGUGACAAACAAUUUUCGCGGAACCGUACGACAAAAGGCAUAGGCUCCGUGGCUGGUGCCACGUUCCAGGCAACAUGUUGCUAGCAACAUAAACAUCAUCAGACAGUGGCAACAUUUUUAUGCUGCCGACAACAACAAAUACUGUAUGCGGCAUUUUUAGUCGUGCCCCUGACGGUUGUGUGGCGUGUUCGUUUUGCGGCAAGACGAUAUGAAAUCGGAGGGGAAAAAGCAAAGCAAAACAAAACAAAGCAAAAAAACGAAAAGAAAAGCAAACAUUAUACUAGUGCGGUUAAUUGAAAUUGCAAAUUUCGAAUUAGUGCAAAACGUGCAAACGGAAAAUUUCCGAAUCAAGAAAAUACGUGUUAAGCAAACACUAGUUUAGAUUAAAAAUUUCACAAACAAAAAUACCAGAAAACUUUGAAUCUCACUUCAUUUGUUGCUAACAAAAACUGCCAAGAGCAAUACAAUCGGUUCCGGUCCCGGUCUUUCUUACUCUCACGCUCACUGCUGCCCCUCGCCGUCUCUCAUUCAUUAAUUUCACACUUAAUUAAUGUCUGGCGGCAAGUCUCGGCCAAAGUGGCCAAAAACGUUGACAAUGUGGCAGACGCUAUCAACUCUAUCCACAUCACUCGGCACUAGACUCACACACGAACACAGCGACUUGUCAACCUGCAAGUGUAGACGCAUAGUAAAACCAAAACAACGAGCAAAAUUUAGCAGUGGCAACGCGGAAAUGCAGAAUCACCAUGCCAGCGGCAACAACAUGUUGCCAUCAACAGACACAGCGGCGACACUGACGACGACUACGACGACGAUGACAAGACUAGCUACAAAUAUGGGGACUCUUUCCACAAAGGCAGCAGCCAUGCGUAGGUGUCGUGGUAUCCCCGUAUCCACCGUAUCCACCACCCCCACACUCAGGGGAAUCACCAGCAUCCCAGCCAGAAUUCACAGAUCCAACAGUAGCAGCAGCAGCAUCCUGCCAUUUCAAAUGCCACAUCUCUUGUUGCUGGUGCUGAUGCUGCUACUCCUGCUAUGCGUCUUGUGUGAUGCUGCACAGGGAACGUUACGCGAUGUUAAUUUGCUAGUGCAACCGCCUGCAGUUCGUCGUGGCCAGUCAGUGGCACUUCAUUGCAACUACCAGCUGGAGGGGGCUCCGCUUUAUUCAAUCAAGUUCUAUCGCGGGCAAAUGGAGUUCUAUCGCUUUACACCUGGCGAGUAUCCAAACACAAAGGUCUUUCAAUAUCCCGGCAUACGAGUGGACGAGGGCAGCUCCAAUGCCACACUAGUAUACAUACGCAAUGUCACCUUUGGGUUGUCUGGUCAAUUCAGUUGCGAGGUGACUGCCGAUGCACCGCUCUAUUCCACAUCCAUGGCCUAUGCGCAAAUGCAAGUUGUGGAGUUUCCGGAAAAACGCCCACAACUAUUUACCGAGCAAACACGCUACGAGCCAGGCGAUGUCUUGCGAGCCAAUUGCAGCACAUUGCCGUCGCGGCCCAAGGCCGAGCUGCGCUUUACCAUUAACAAUGUGCCGGUAUACACGGAGGCCACCCAAUACAUACGCACGACUGACAACCUAAUCGCAUCUCGUCUGAGUCUAAAACUACAACUACAGGCCGUACACUUUGUGGCCGGCAUUAAUGCCAAUAUUCAGACAUCAAAUGCCUUGGGCAUUGGCUCUGGCAAGGGCACCGCGGUCUCGGGUGGAGGUGCCCUACUGCUGCGCUGCACAGCCCAAAUUGGUGAUCUAUAUCAGGAGUAUAAGGAAAUUGAAUUGGGUACACCGCAAAAGGAUCCGGUACCGGCUAGAGUUACUCUGUCAUCGGGCACAGGAUUACAAAAUUUUUUGGAAACAUUUUUCUAUACAUCGACAGCUGAUCAAAGAUCGUAUCAACCGUUGGGCUUACUUUCCAUCAUCCUUAUGCAAAUAUUAAAAAUAUUUUAAAAAUAUAU